This is a messenger RNA of Chelmon rostratus (copperband butterflyfish), 6655 nucleotides long. It is a transcript of the gene rp1, whose product is annotated as oxygen-regulated protein 1. Gene Ontology annotation, biological process: retina development in camera-type eye; photoreceptor cell development; intracellular signal transduction. NCBI's taxonomy places the organism in Eukaryota, Metazoa, Chordata, Actinopteri, Chaetodontiformes, Chaetodontidae. Bases 1 to 6528 code for a protein of 2175 amino acids. The record is from RefSeq and is a predicted model, not a curated record. The transcript is spliced from 5 exons. Gene Ontology annotation, cellular component: axoneme.
AUGAGCAACACACCUGUCCAGGACCCAUCUGCCCAGGAACUGUCCUCUGGCAGCGGGCACACGUUACCCUCCCGACCCCUCCAGCCCACCUCUGAUCCCUCAGCCUCUAAAAGAGUAUGUUUCUACAAAAGUGGCGACUAUAAAUUCAGUGGGCAUCGCAUGGUCAUCAAUGCCCGCACCUUCAAGACAUUUGAUGCUCUACUGGAUGCUCUGUCCAAGAAAGUGCCUCUGCCAUUUGGAGUGAGGACCAUAACCACACCUCGCGGGACCCACGUGGUUAGGGCUUUAGAUGACUUGCACGAUGGGGGAUCAUAUGUGUGUUCUGACCAGAAACGGGUGAAGCCAUUAAACCUGGAUGAGGUGAACCGACGACAGGUACCGUGGAACACCACCAGGCCCUUCAGCGCAGGGCGACGGAAGCGGCAGCGACUCCAGUUUGGGCAGUUUGGCAGAAGGAAUGAAGUCAACAACAGGCCAGCGAAGGUCACUGAAAGGGUGGCAGUACGGACACCGAAGAAACUCGAGGUCAUCAACAACAGGGAUCCCACCGUUAAACGCACGAUUGUGUUGCAGAGAAGAACCGCACCAACAUUUGACGCUUUACUGGAUUACCUUUCCCAGGUCCUGCAGUUCCCAGUGCUGAAACUCUUCUCGACAGAUGGCAGAAGAGUUGAUGGUCUUGCAGCGCUCAUCCUGUGCUCUGGAGUAGUUGUGGCAGCAGGAAACGAGCCAUUCAGAUUAGGAAACUACAAUUUUCACAGAGCAGGCCAGAUGGCACAAGCCAUGUACAUGGAUACAAUGGAGCCAGCUAUGCUGCAGCCCAGAUCACAGAACACCAAAUCUUUCUCGAGUGGAAGAGGCUCAAGGAAUUUUUCCUUAUCAUCAGAGAGAUAUAUUGUCAACCAAGUAAACAAGUCUCGAGGUGGAAGCGCAAACAGCCAUCUGCAUCGCCACGGCCGAUCGUUUGAAACAGAGGUCAACCAUCGUCACACUUCCAUAGAGACCUGUGGAACCGGGAGGAUCGGCAAUGAGCAUCAUGCUUUCAUUGUACCUCAGGAAGAUGACAUUGAAAAGUCUUUCCGGGUGAAUCAAGACGGCAGCAUGACGGUGGAGAUGAAAGUUCAUCUGACCAUUAAAGAGGAGGAGAUGCUCCACUGGACGACCACACUCAGCCGCUCCAGCCUUAGCAAGAGGACAGUUUGUUCCUCGAUUUCCGAGUCGGGGAACAGCUCACCUGACUCAAACAACGCCUUUGCCAAAGACUCCUCGAGCAUCAGUGAAGAUGAAACAAAGGAGGAGAACCACCCGGUUGGAGCUGGAAAGGGCGUCGGCUUUAGUGACGGGGGAGUAUAUGAGGGGUACACAUCCACGGCCUCGGGGAAAGCAAAAGCAGGCUUCAAACGCACUCCUACGCCAGGUCCUCGGCAUGUUAAUAAGACGGCGUCUGUUGAGAGUGUGAAGACGGUGACAGAGUCAGGGGUUCAAGAGAGCACCCUGGGACAUUAUUCCUACAUGGAGAAGACGGCUGAUGGCGAGACAACUGAGGGAUACUGCGUUGUCAGACACAGCAGCAGCAGCAGCAGGCCAAUCCCAAAACCUCGGAAAACGGCGUCUGCAGGGGCGAAAAAGGCAGGCUCCCACUCCUCCAUCAAGUCAUCGGGAGUAGCUGAGGUUCUUCAGAUACAGAAUAACGGGAUGGAGGUUACAGAGACUGUGAUGCAUAUUUAUGAGAGUCAAGGCUGCUAUGACAACUACUUUGCAAAUGAGGACUAUAGCGUAGACGGUGUACCUUUGCAUGGUUCCACUCCAGCGCCAGACAGCAAACCAUCCACUGUGUCAGGGCCGCGUUCAUCCAGCAAUGAUUGUGAUAUAGAUUUUUCAACUACUUAUUUACUACAAAGACAGAAAGAGGAGAUGUUAUCAUUGUCAUCAGAGCCAGUAACUCCAACACAUGAGAUUACGAGCAAGUCAGAGACUGAGAACGAGGCCAGAACAGCAACAGACUCUCAAACACAGGGGCGAGUAACAAAAGAUAAAACUCCUAAAAGUGAGAAGAAAAAGAUAACUAACCCUGCUCCAAGUCAGAAGAAUUCGACUUCAACAAGCAGCUCAGGUAAAAAGCCAAAGGAAAGCAUAAGCCCCUCAAAACAUAGCAAACAUUCAUCUACAGACAAGCUCAGCAGCAGUGCCAGUGUGGGAAAAAAGAGCCUGAGCUCAUCAGAAAGUGCUAAAAGUGGCCAAAAGAGCAGAGGAGCAGAAAAGCAUCAAAUAAAGAAAGUGGGUAAGGAGGAAAAGACUGCCAGGAAAGGGCAAGCCUUAUUAGCCAGCACUGAAAAUGUGAAAAGGACCCCACCUCAGAGACAAACCAUGAGUAAAGCAGCAGCUAAAGAUAACGGCCAUAAUGUAAAUACUCCAACUGGAAGGCCUCAAAUGAAAAAGAACAUGUUGGACAUUUUACAACCCAAAAAAUCUCUUUUGCCUGUCAAAAAGACAAUCAGCAAGCCUGAAUCCAUGACUGAAAAUAGAACGUCAUCACCUAAAAAGUCUUCAGAGUUGAGUGAGAGUUUUUCAAUGCCUUCUCUCAAUCCUUCACCCUCUGAAAUCCACCAAUAUGUUGAGAGCUGGUUGGAGAAAGUCAGCCCAGACCCUGCACCGCACACCGAGGAGGCCAUUGCCGAUGAAUCGGAGCCUCGGACGAAGGUUAUGUUCCAGAUCGGUGGUGACUCUGAAUCCGAUGAAAAGACUGAAUGCCAGACUAAUCUAGAUGAGUAUUAUCCAUCGCCUGGUGAUGCUGUAAAGAAAUCAUCUUCUUGUCUAUCAGUACCUCUUUGCCAUGCAGCGCCAGCUACAGCUCUGCUGCACAAUGAACAAUACAUGAGAGGUUUAUGCGUUUCCAUGCCCAGUGUCAGAGUCGAUCCUGUACACCAGGAGAACAGACUGAGGGCGCACAGAUCUGCAGAAGCCAUCGCUCCCGCUGAUAAUGAGUCAUCUUCAUCUACAUCCAACGUUUUAAGUCCCCAUGCAAAGAUAAAACCUGCCUUGCGGCAACUUUGUUCAUCAGUCCACUGCAUCAGAAGGGUGCCUGACACCAACACGACGUCGAAUCUUGAGAAGUCCAACAGCCUUCCUGAUUUCCCAACACAAGUGGCUUCAGUGUUCGGCUCAUCGUGUAAAGCCUUCCUGUCAUUCUUAUCAGUGAUGACUCUGCGGGAUGUCUUAACAGGAUCUGCAGCGGGAGAUGGCAACCAAUCGAGAAGCACCUCCGAGGCCAUGCUAAUGAUGGAAUCCCUGCAGAAGAUUUCUGCCAUUGACGACGAGCAGGAGCAGAGGGCGAGUCUGACGGAUCUGCAAAGCAGAGCGUCUUCUAACCUCAGAGAACGCUGGAAGGAUUUCCAGAUUCUGAGGGAAAGGCUUGAGAGUGAACCGCUGUCUCCCAAGUUUUCAGAGACAGAAUUCGCCCUGGACGUGGUCUCUGAAGGGGGUGAUAUAUUCGAGGAUCAGCAUUUGGUUAUUGACGAGCUGAUGGAGGAACUGAAUAUGCCGCAAGACCUCAGGGAACAGAUUUCUUCAACCAUCCAAGCUAAAGGUUUUUACCCUGCAGAGGAGAGUACUUUUGUAGAAACUGAGAGACUGUCAGACUCCGAGGAAGACGUGGAAAAAUUUGUUGAAGAAUGCAACGAUGAAACAAAACAAUCACCGGAGCCUGAUACUUUAGCUGAGGACAUUACUCAGACAAAACAGGAUGAAGAUGACAAUGAGCAGACCAAGACGAUGACAGAGCAAGAACCUGAUAAAGCUCAGGAAGUAGGCACUGACGUAAAAGAAUCAGAAAUAUCACAGAUUGAAAAAGAUGACAAAGAAAAUGAAGAUGAGGAACAAGUAGGGGAGGAUAGGGAGGAGGUGAAUGACAGAGAGGAAGGACAUACAAAAGAGCUAGAUGAUGAUGGCUCUGGUGAAGAGACUGAAACAGGAGAAAGGGAAGGGGAGGAAGAGGCAGAAGAGGGGCCAUCGACAGAAGAAAACAUGGAUGACAAUAGGCAGGAGGAAAGGGAAGCAGAGGAAGGAAAAGAAGAGGAAGAGGAAACUGUUGAUAAAGCAGAGGAAGGGACAGAGGAAGAGGUGACACUGUAUGAGGAAGAAGAGGGGGAGGAAUUAAAUCUCAAGGAUGAAGAAGAUCAAGAAGAAAGAGAGGAUGGUAGUGUUGAGACGGAUGAGAGAGAGGGUGUUGAGGAAGCAGAGGAGGAAGAAGAGGUAGAGGAUAAGGUUGAUGAAGAGGCAGAUGACGAAGACAAGGGGGAGGAAGGGGAAACUGAGGUGAAGAAAGGUGAAGAGAUUGAAGAAGAAGCAGAUGAGGUUACUGAAGAGACAGAUGAAGAGGAAGUAGAUAAUAAUGUUGAGGAAGUGCAGGAGGAGGAGGAAGGAGAAGAAGAAGCGGAUACUUUUUCUGUGGAUGUAGAGGAGGAAGCACAGGAAGGUGUUGAGGAAAAUGCGGAAGAGGAAAUGAUGGAGGUUAUUGAGGAGAAAGAUGAGGAAGAGGAGGUUGAAAACCUAAUUAAAGAGAAGGAGGAGGAAGAUGUGGUUACUGAGAAAGAUGUAGAGAAUGAGGCUACUGAGGAGGAAGAAGAGGAGGAGGAAGAAGGAGAGGAGGAAGAGGAAAUGGAGGAUGAUAGAAAAGACGGUCGAGAAAAAGAUGAGGAAGAGGACGAAACUGAGGUGGUUAGUGAGGAAAACAAUGAGGAGGAAGAUGAGGAGGAACAAGAUAGACAACAAGAGGAGGAACAAGAGGAGGAUGUAGAGGUAAAAAAUACAAAAGGAAGGGUGAUCACAGAUGAGGAAGAGGAAGAAGAUGAAACUGACAAGAAUAUAGACGAGCAAGAGCGUGCUGAGGGUGAGGAGAGCAGGAAAGAGCUGCUGAAAACAGGAAACAGUCUUGAGGAAGAAUCGGUAGAAGAGGAAGGAGUCUUAGAGGAGAUGAAGAUUGAAGAAAGCAUGAAAGCAGAGCAAAGCCGAGAUGAAGAGGAGAGGGAGGAUGAUGAAGAAAGUAAAAGUAGUGAGUUCAGUGAGGUGUUAGACGAGGUGGAAGAGCACGAAUCAAAGGAAGGAGCAGAGGAAGAAAGUGUCCCUGAUGAUGCAGACAGCAUUGCUGCUGAUACGGACUGUAAAGUCCUCCUGGAGGAGGCCUCGUAUUUACAGCAGCAGAGUAGCUGUGAGGAGGAGGAGGCAGCUGUAGAUGCUAACGCAGCAGAACAUGACAAUGAAUCGCCAACCAAGUAUUCCUCCGAGGGUCAGUGUGAGCUUGAUAAAGAUAUUGGAUCAGACAAAGCUGAUGAACUUGAGGCAGAGGAGGGAGGGGAAAGAAGCAGCAGUCUGCCACAUCCAGUGGAGAUAUCCCAGGAAUUACUUGACUUUGUUAACUCUGCCCUACAAUCCUCUUCACUUACAUUCACGUACGAUGCUCAGGGGAACAUCAGGAUAGAGCCAGAUAGUGCUCGAGUUGUGCAAAACAAACUUACCGUUAUUCCAAAAAGUAAAGAGGAUAUUUCAUACGGCUUAAAGUGUCUCCGCAGCCCGAGCACCUCAGAAUUGUCCGACUACAGGCCGGAAACGUCGGAGAGUGGAGGCUAUAAAAGUCAGGACUCUGUAGAUAUUGUCACAGAGAGUGAGGAAGAGGCUUCACGGAAACCUUUUCCAGUCUGCAGACAUGUGACUGGUAUCCCGAAUGGGAGAACAAACAUGCAGCGAGCUAACUCCAAACUGCACGUUACAAGUAAUUCAGACACCUUGCAGAAUUCCCGAUUAAAAAGUGGAGGGAGUUUCUCUUCUUUUGACUCAGGCACUAAAGCCUCGAGGGAGGAUCUGUCUUAUUUCAGUGGCGCAAGUUCGCAAAAGGCGGACGCUGAAGCUACAGCGGAGGCCGCACAGAGCAUUUCUUUCGCCUCAGAAAAAGACUCAGCGGAUGGGGUUUUGAUCGACCAAGGUAGAUGGCUGCUAAAGGAGAAUCACCUGAUCAGAAAAUCUCCACCAGUCUCCUUGGGAAUGUACGGUAAUGUGGAUAGCACAUCUCUAGAUACAGGUCAGGAGAACACCAGCGAGGAUUCCCUGUCUCAGUAUAAAACCCGGCACAACCCUCUUGCAGCCAUAUCCUCAUCAGAGCUUGAGGAGAUGGCAAAGCCUCCAACUCCAAAGUGCACCUACUACAACAUGCCACAUGGAAGCGAUUCAGACCCCUUCUUGGAUGAUUCCAGUUUCAAAAGUGGGAAAAAAGAUACAAGCAGCGUCAGAGGAAGAGGCUUCAGGGUGUCGCCUACAAUUGACACUUCCAAAACCUUUGCAAGUAAAAAUGGUAGUCUGUCUUCAUUUGCAUCAGUCGAGUUUAAAAUACCGGACAGAAAAGUGCACCCUGAGGGCGAGUCGUCUGCUGUGACACAGCCAAGAAGGACAUCUAGUGGAGGAGGGAGUGUACUGCAAGCCCAGGACUCCCUGGACACCCUUCACGUGAGAUGUGGCCAAUACUGUCCCAUAUUAUAAAAGCAGGACAUCAUGUUUCACAGAAAUAUCCACACAUGCUGGUUCUUCAUGUGCUUAUAGUCUUGGAUGUGAUGAUUUUGUUGUAAAGCAGCUAGAGAUGUUUUGUGUUUGUCAAAUAAUCCUGAAC